Molecule: messenger RNA, 2388 nt
Organism: Grus americana (Whooping crane)
Lineage: Eukaryota; Metazoa; Chordata; Aves; Gruiformes; Gruidae
Product: mesothelin-like protein
Exons: 13
Coding region: 1-2388 (795 amino acids)
Biological process (GO): cell-matrix adhesion
Cellular component (GO): cell surface
Source: RefSeq, a predicted model, not a curated record
AUGGUGUGGGCAGCCCCGGCCCCAGCAGCCAUCGCUCUCUGCCUCCGUUUCUCCGCAGACCUGGUGAAAGCAGCAGUGGCUGCCCUGAUCGUCGGAGCCGUCCUGUCUGCCACUGAGCAACACGACCUCGGGGCGCUGGUGUGCGACAUGGAGGCUGAGACCAUCACAGCCUCAGACCCUGGCAUCCUGGAGAACCUGAAGCUCUGCCCAGUGCUGACGGGGGCCCAGCAGGAUGCCCUCAAUGCUGUGGUCCUCAGCGGGGGCACAGUGUAUGGGGAUCCUUUGAGCUGGGAUUUACAGACUCUGCAAAAUUUGGGGCCGCUCCUGCUGGCUUUGAACCAGACCACGCUGAGCCUGGUGGCCAAGGCAGUGCGGGAGGCUUUCGGCAGAAGCAUCGCGGCCACGUACAGCAGCCAGGGACGUUCCCAGCGGGAGAAGUCCUUGACGCUCCUCAGGGCCUUCGUGGCAGCAUCAGCUUCGUCUCAUCCCAGGCUGAAGCGGAGCGCAGACCGGAGGAAAAGCCAUCGGCCUGAUGCACCCUCUCUGCCCGCAGGCUGCCUGUCCACACCCAUCACGGCCAGCACCAUCUCCGACCCCCUCUUACUCAUCAGCUACGACACCAGUGAGCAGUUUGACCUGUGCCUAAGCAACGAGGUUUUAAAAGCAAACCUGGAGGCUCUGCUGGAACAGCCACUCACCGUGGACUACCUCCGGGUCGUGAAAAAAAGGCUGGAGCAGAUUUACCCAUCAGGGAUCCCGGAGGAGCAGCUGAAGCUGUUCGGGUCGCUGUCCCGCCAGUACACGGCGGAGGAGAUCAGCCUGUGGCCGGUGACGUCCAGCGACACACUCUCGGCCCUGCUCAACCCCUUGGAUGGCAAGUGGGAGGCUCCCCAGGUCCAGCAGCUGCUCAGCAGGUACCUGGCCCUGGGGGGCACCUUGACCGGGCCCUUGCUUCAGAAAAUCGGUGGAAGACACCUGUGUAAUCUGCAGGAGGAGCAGAUCAAGCAAAUACCUCCAGAAGCAAUCAGGACUGCGGGACAAUUAAACAUUUCUUCUUGCUCUCAAACCAAGAAGGACCAGCUCUACAAAAAAGCCCAGGAGGCCUUUGCUGGCCAGCCUGGCAUCACCAGAGCCUAUUACUGCCGGAUUUGGCCGUACCUGGGUGGAGCUCCAGCAGAGGACCUGAAAGACUUGGCUGAAGCUGGCGUUGCCAUAGACAUGGACACGGACACUUUUCUUGCCCUAAAUCCCAAUGAACUGCAGAAACUCAGCGUCACGGAUGUGAAAAACUUGCUUGGGGAAAACCUCCCUUACCUGAAGGACGUUGAAAAUGAGACCUCGGUGAUGCGCUGGGUGAAGAGACAAUCCCAGCGGGAACUGGACUGUGUCCUGGCAAUCGGCCUGCAAGGGGGGAUGGAGGAACCCGGCCCCACGGGGACAGCCACCCCUCCUCACCCCACUGCCUCGGCCAGUGCCGCCCCCACAGCCACCAUGCCCGCACCCACCCCCGUCCCCGCUGUCCUCACCCCUAUUGCCACCAGCAGCCCUGCUACCACUAAUUCCAGUACCAGCCCCCCCAAGGCCCCCACCCCCAGCGCCAUCAGCCCGCCCCCCCCCAACAGCACUCCCCCACGUACUUACACCGCUGCCCCCAGUGCUGUGGUGAGUCCCACUGCCACCUCCACCGCCCGACCUACUCCAACCACCGGCUCCAUCGUCCCAUGCUCCAUCCACCAGUCUGCCCCCUCAAAUAAGGCCACCCCACCCGUUGUCACCCUCCUCACCACCAUCCUUGCUGCUGUCAACACCAACGCCACCACUUCCAGCUCCGUCCCACCCCCUGCUCUCACACGUGGGGCCACCACUGGCACUAGCGCUGUUACUAACCCGGCUGUUACCACCAACACCACCACCCUGCUGGUGUCCAUGAACCCCCCAGUACCUGGGGGAAGUGCCCAUCCCGCUCCUGCCACCCAUAACACCAUCAAUCCAAGCACCCAGACUGCUCCCAACACCCUUGUCCCUAACUCCACCUCUGCACCCACUGCCACCACAGCCACGGAAAUGAACCUCCCUCCCCACAAGCCCACCCCGAUUCCCAACUCCACCGUCUCCACCCAAAAUAGUGUUGUCUCCUCAACCGCCAAGACUACAACAUUGGCUUGCAAGACCGGUGCCCCUCCAGCAUUUCUUGGCCCCUCUUCCACCACCACCGGCAGUGAGACCACUAAAAAGACACCUGCAGGCACGCCAGAGCCACCGAGACCAACACCUGGUGGAUACAUCAACCUGCAACCUGAAGCUGGAUCAGGAUCCAGACUCUCUUCCUGCCUGGUACACAUACUGACAACAGCCGUGGGAAGCUCGCUGCUGCGAAGGCUUCUCUGA